Messenger RNA from Emiliania huxleyi CCMP1516, 579 nucleotides. RefSeq lists its product as hypothetical. The record is from RefSeq and is a predicted model, not a curated record. The transcript is spliced from 2 exons. NCBI's taxonomy places the organism in Eukaryota, Haptophyta, Isochrysidales, Noelaerhabdaceae. Bases 1 to 579 code for a protein of 192 amino acids.
AUGUGUGGGGUCCGUUUCUCCCUCUCUCCCUCUCUCCUCCCUCUCCUCCUGUCCUGCCUCCUCUCUACCCGGGUGCGCGCCCUCGCGCUGCAGGCGCACGCAGGCGCCUACCUGCCCGUGCUGCUCGAUGCAAACUCGAGCCGGAACGUCUGCACCGCGCUCCGGCUGCUGCUCGAGCGGCUCGAGGCGGAGGCGGCGUCGGUGCGGCGGCUCUACUACUACACGAGGCCGCGCGGGCCGGCCGUGCCGUACGGCGAGCACCUCGUCGCCUACCGCGCCGCGCACGCGACGUCGCCGGCGGUGUGGCUGCCCUACCUCGCGGUGGCAAUGCUGGUGGCGCUGUGGCACGCGGCGGUGAGGCACACGCCGCUGGGCCGGCUGGCGGGCGCGCGCUCCGUCGACUACCUGCUGCAGGUGAGCAGCAGGGACCACACCUUUGACAAUGGCCGCAUCCAUCGGGACUUCCCGUCGCUCGCCGCGUCGGAGGAGAGCCUCGUGCGGGCUUUCAGGCGGAUCGAGGCGCGCGCGCUGCAGCGGCGAAGGGCUGGCCGGCGGCGGCGCGGUACGGCUUUAUGGUGA